AUGAAAGCAAACAGUUUCAUUUGCCAAAUAUUAUUUUGUGUUUUGGUUUCUUUAACCACUUCACAAGCUCUUGGUCUCCAUGAGAAGCAAGACCAAAUUUAUGAUGAGAAAAAAAAUGGAAUGAUGGUUCCAAAGCAUCACCAUAAAAUCUCUGAUCUUGAACAGAUUGGAAAAUUAAGGGAACUAGGUUCUUUGAAGAAGGACACUGGCAAGAAGUUUGAGGAAAUUGUAAAAAAAGUGAAAUCAAGAACUAAAAACAGUUUCGAAGAUAUUAAAUAUGUGAUCAGCCAAGAGCAAGAGUCGCAAGCCAAUGAAAGCACCCGUGCUCAUCCAUCUGAUGCAUUUGAAAGGGAGGCAGUUGACCCCCUUUGUACCAAAGCACAACAUGACAUCAACAAUUCGGGGGAUUUUGCAUAUUUGACUCGUACAUGUGCUCAUGUCUCAGGCGAUAUUUUCAUCAAUGAAUAUAAUGACGCUGUUUUAGACUUUGGGACUCUUAGUUCGAUUGGGGGCAGCUUGAAAGUUGCAAAUGUCUCAAACUUAGUUAGAAUUGAUGCCCCAAUAUUGACAAGUAUCAGGAGCAGCUUCAGCUUAAAUGAGUUGACUUCUUUGACUUCUAUAAAUUUCUCUUAUUUGAAAUCAGUUGAUAGUAUUGAGUGGAAAAUAUUGCCUAUAUUGAGCUCUAUUGGCUUUGAUGCUGGAUUAGAUCAAGUCAAAAAUAUUUUAAUUUCUGAUACUUCGCUUGUUGGCUUUAGCUUGAAAAAUAAGGUUAAAGAUUUAGACUCUUUAAACUUAAAUAACAAUAGAUUUUUGGAAAGUAUUAGUGCCGAUAUUGAGACAAUCACCAACGGGUUAACAAUUGCAGCCAAUGCUAGAAAUUCUGUCGUUUCAUUUCCAUUUUUAGAGAAAGUCAGCAGUUUAACCAUUAGAGAUGUUAGCAACAUCGAUUUACCAAAGAUCAAAGAAAUAACUGGAUCUGCGAAGUUUUACGAGAACUCCUUUCAACGCUUGAAAUUACCAAAUUUAACAUCUAUUGGUGGUACUCUCAGUAUUAUACAGAAUAGAAAUUUGAACGAAGCUGAUUUUGGAAAUGUUAAUGCUGUUGAUGGUGGUUUAAUGAUAAGUAAUAAUACUAAUAUGGAAAAAAUCAAUUACUUUGGUAAGCUAAAGUCCAUUGGUGGAGGCAUUCAGUUUAUUGGUAAUUUUAGGGAAGCAAGUUUCCCUAAGCUUGAACUUGUUAAAGGAAGUGCUAUGAUCAAAACUACUUCUGGUGCUUUAGAUUGCAGUAAGUGGACAGAUACUGAUCAUUUAAUUAUUCGUGGUGGUAAUAUUGUUUGUGCUUCAGGUGACAAAAAGGAAGUUUUACAUUACGACUCCAAUGACAUUAAGGGUACUCUAAGCAAGUCAAAGACUAUUGAAGAUUCAGAAACUGAGAAUGAAAAUUUUGCAAACAUUUUUACUUCAAGUUAUGGAUUGACUUUUGCUGGGUUGCUUGUUCUGCUUUUAUAA
Molecule: messenger RNA, 1509 nt
Organism: Saccharomycopsis crataegensis
Lineage: Eukaryota; Fungi; Ascomycota; Saccharomycetes; Ascoideales; Saccharomycopsidaceae
Product: Sps22 protein
Exons: 2
Coding region: 1-1509 (502 amino acids)
Biological process (GO): fungal-type cell wall organization
Cellular component (GO): fungal-type cell wall; plasma membrane
Source: RefSeq, a predicted model, not a curated record